GCCGCUCCGGUCCCUGAAGACGGUGGUCUGAAAGGAAAAAAAUAAAAAAUAAAUAAGCGACCCCACCCCUUCCUUUUUUUCUUGGCUACUGGGCCCCCACCCCCUCCCCUCCCAUCCCGCGAGAAGAGCUCAAGCGCAGAGGCAAAAUGUUGACAAGGCUUUUCAACGAUCCCUCACUGCUCCCCGACGUGCAGAAAUAUUCGGGCUGGGCGGACGACAGCGACGACGAAAAGAUCAAAGAGGACGACGGCGACACGCGGGAUAACAUGGACGCCUCCUCCGAAAUGCUGGGCGGGAGCCGGACACACUCUGAGCACGCCGGCGAAGAUGAGGAUGAUGAGGAUGAGGACGACGGUGCCGAGGACGAUGAGUGCGACGGUGACGACACGGAGGGCGAGCGCCCUAAGAAGCGGGGCCCCAAGAAGCGCAAGAUGACGCAGGCCCGCAUUGAGCGCUCCAAGAUGCGCCGCAUCAAGGCUAACGCCCGCGAGCGCACCCGCAUGCACGACCUCAAUUCGGCGCUGGACAACCUGCGCAAGGUGGUGCCUUGCUACUCCAAGACGCAGAAACUCUCCAAAAUCGAGACGCUGCGCCUGGCCAAGAACUACAUCUGGGCCCUGUCGGAGAUCCUGCGCUCGGGCAAGCGACCGGACCUGGUGUCCUAUGUCCAGACCUUGUGCAAGGGUCUCUCGCAGCCCACCACCAACCUGGUGGCCGGCUGCCUGCAGCUCAACUCGCGAAACUUCCUGACCGAGCAGCAGUGUCCCGAGGGGGGCCGCUACGGCUCGGGUUCUUUCGCCAUGCACUCGUACCCGUACCAGUGCGCCCGACUGUCCAGCCCGCACUGCCGCCAGGGCUCGAACUCGCACCCGCUAGGCUCGCACGGCUACUGCCCCGCGUACGACUCGGCUUAUGGCGGCGGCGGCGGGUCCCCGGAGUACAACAGCCCCGAGUAUGAGGGGCCCCUCAGCCCGCCGCUGUGUGUCAACGGGAACUUUGCCCUCAAGCACCAAGGCGCGGCGUCACCCGAACACGACAAGGCGUACCACUACUCUAUGCACUACUCGGGCCUGCCCGGCUCCAGGGCCGGCGGGGGCGGCGCCCACAACCUGGUGUUCGGCUCAUCGGGGGCACGCGGCGCCAUUCAUUCGGAAAACGUUCUGCCUUACCACGACAUGCACUUGCACCACGAGCGCGCGCCCGCCUACGACGAACUUAAUGCCUUUUUCCACAACUAAACCCGAGCGCUAGGGCGCCCCCUUGCUGCCCACAAUCUUAACUCACGCUUCAUUAAUUUGACUUUUUUUUUCUCGUUGGUUGGAAUCGUCAGGGAAAUGAUUCGUGAAAACAUGUGCUACCACUUGACACCGAGAUGUGUAAUGUACACUUUUAUUUUCAAACGAGAUGCAAAA
Hippocampus zosterae (dwarf seahorse) is the source of this 1412-nucleotide messenger RNA. It is a transcript of the gene neurod2, whose product is annotated as neuronal differentiation 2. Gene Ontology annotation, biological process: nervous system development; regulation of DNA-templated transcription. The record is from RefSeq and is a predicted model, not a curated record. The transcript has 2 exons. The coding region runs from base 147 to 1238 and encodes 363 amino acids. Gene Ontology annotation, molecular function: protein dimerization activity. NCBI's taxonomy places the organism in Eukaryota, Metazoa, Chordata, Actinopteri, Syngnathiformes, Syngnathidae.